Onychostruthus taczanowskii (white-rumped snowfinch) is the source of this 887-nucleotide messenger RNA. RefSeq names its product collagen alpha-1(I) chain-like. The record is from RefSeq and is a predicted model, not a curated record. The annotation marks the transcript as partial. The transcript has 8 exons. Lineage: Eukaryota; Metazoa; Chordata; Aves; Passeriformes; Passeridae.
GCCCCGCCCUCGCCCGCGAGGAGGAGCCGCCCCUUCGCCGGGGGGGCGGAGCCUCCGCCCGCCGCGGGAAGGAGCCCGAGAAGGCGCCGGAGCCGCCCCGGGAGGAGCGGGGCGGGGCGGGGGCGGCCCCGCCCCCCUCGGGGAUCCCCGUGCGCGCCGAGGGGCCCCGGGGGCGGCCCGGGCCCCCCCUGCCCUGCCAGACCUUCCCCGCGUGCGGGAGGGCCGCGGGUACGUGCGGGACCGGCGGGCACGUCCCUGAGGGGCCUGGAGUUUCUGGGGAGGGGGGAGACAGAGCCCCCCCAUCUCGUAGUGGGGGGUGGGGAAGGAGUUUUGGGUGGUCGAGCGUCACGGGGAGGUUUUGGGGGGCUCUGUCGCUCUCAGGGGUCUCAGGAAUUUUGGGAACCACCCCCCAUGGCUUCUCUCUUGCACCUGCAGGGGGUGUGGCUGCACAGGGCGUGGCCACCCCUGUCCCGCCCACAGGGGGAGGAGCUUCUGUCAGCCUCUUCGGGACCCUCCGUGACCCCCCAGCGCUGCCCCACGGGGGCUACACCAACCCCUUCACGGCCCCCGUGGCCCCCAGACCCUCCACCAACCCCUUCGAGAGCAGCGGCUCUGCCUUCAUCUCGCCCCCCGUUCCUGGGGGCUUCCCCAGCCCCUUCCAGGCCGAUGGGUUGCCUUUCGGCGGGUUCAGCGUUGCCAAAGCUUCCACCAACCCCUUCGUGACGGUCCCGGCCCCGACGGCGCCGUUCGGCAUCCGGCCCCGGGCCACCAACCCCUUCCUCUGACCGCAGCUGCUCCGGGGGGCCCUGGCAGUGCACCGGCACCAGGUGUUGUUUUCGUUCCGAGAGAUUUAUGGCGGUAUUUAAUAUAUCACCGGUAGAAAACGG